AAGUUACGGGCAGCGAGCAGAGCUUCAGCUGUCAGCAUUCAGUGAUGUUUCCUGCAGAUCUGCCAGAUGUGGAUGAAACUCACCUCACAUCUGCAUCUCAACGCUACCUGUCUGCUGUGGACUCAGAACCUGAUACCAGCCACUGGAUCCACUCAUCACACACCUCAAAGGUGCCGAUAAAAGCAGCAAACAUCCGGCAGCUGCAGCUGUUUGAGGACGACCAGCCUCCCUGCGUGCUGCUGGGGCUUCAUCCGCCCGAUGAUCCAACACGAGUGGUGGCUGUUUACCUGCACGACAGGUGGUGGAGUUUGGACGACGUCUUGCGAACGUCCAGCAGAUCCAGGAGCAGCCUGCUGCCGGUGGAGUCGCUGACGGAGAGGGUGAUGGUGUUCCUGCUCAGUCGGCUGGUGGACAAUCCUUCACCGGGGGAGGACUUGUUCUCUCUCCACCCUCGAACCGAGAGCUGCAAGCUGCUGUGGAGGGACGGCCGGGCGCUCGGCUUCUACACCGUCAAGCACAAAGGAACCAGAGUCUGA
Molecule: messenger RNA, 536 nt
Organism: Stegastes partitus (bicolor damselfish)
Lineage: Eukaryota; Metazoa; Chordata; Actinopteri; Pomacentridae
Gene: fam169b
Product: family with sequence similarity 169 member B
Exons: 6
Coding region: 45-536 (163 amino acids)
Source: RefSeq, a predicted model, not a curated record